Prunus avium (sweet cherry) is the source of this 1947-nucleotide messenger RNA. Its product is annotated as UDP-glucose 4-epimerase GEPI48. Gene Ontology annotation, cellular component: cytosol. Gene Ontology annotation, biological process: galactose metabolic process. Lineage: Eukaryota; Viridiplantae; Streptophyta; Magnoliopsida; Rosales; Rosaceae. Gene Ontology annotation, molecular function: UDP-glucose 4-epimerase activity. The record is from RefSeq and is a predicted model, not a curated record.
ACAAGAUUCUACCCUUUAAUCUCAAUUGGCAAUGACAUUUAAUUUUGACCUAAAAAAGGCAAACACCAAUCGCCAUUGCCGCCCCCCUCCGUAACUUUCCUCCCCAAGUCCUCAUCACUGUGCUGGUCGACAUGUGAGUCUUCGAAGCUUCCCAAAUCGCAGCUGCCGAGAUCGCGCCACGUGUCAGAUCUGGUCCACACAAAAAUCCAUUUUUUCCAAUUUUUAAUUCCGAAUUUCAGUUACUGCCUCACUGAGACUUGAGAAAACUGCUUUGCGUGUUCUUCUUCCUGUUCAUGAAAUUGGAAAAGGAGGAAAAAAAAUUAAUAAUUUAAUUGAAGUCUCGCUGGCGACUGGCAUCGGUGCCUAUAUAUUGGCCUCCUUUUCAUGCUUUUGUUGCGGUGCCAACCAAAAGGUUCACGCUUUUGCACAACCCACAACUUCUCUCUCUCCUCUGAAUCUUCCUCUGCCUUGCCUACUUCGCUGUCGUAUUGACAGCCCUGAAUCGUUCAUGGCCAAGACCAUACUGGUCACCGGCGGGGCCGGUUACAUCGGCAGCCACACCGUGCUUCAGCUUCUGCUCGGCGGCUUUAAGACCGUCGUCGUUGAUAACCUUGAUAACUCCUCCGAAGUCGCCGUCGACCGUGUCAGAGAACUCGCGCGUGAAUUCGGCAAAAACCUCUCCUUUCACAAGGUGGACCUCCGGGACAAACCAGCACUGGAUAAACUCUUUUCUUCAAUAACAUUUGAUGCUGUCAUACACUUUGCUGGACUCAAAGCAGUUGGUGAAAGUGUGCAGAAACCAUUGCUGUAUUAUAACAACAAUUUAAUCGGGACCAUUACUCUGUUGGAAGUAAUGGCUGCCCAUGGGUGCAAAAAGCUUGUGUUCUCAUCGUCAGCAACUGUUUAUGGUUGGCCGAAGGUGGUCCCAUGUACAGAAGAUUUCCCACUUGUUGCAGCGAAUCCAUAUGGACGAACUAAGCUUUUCAUUGAAGAAAUUGCUCGUGAUAUUUACCGCUCAGACUCUGAUUGGAAAAUCAUAUUGCUGAGAUACUUCAAUCCAGUUGGUGCACAUCCUAGCGGUCAUAUUGGUGAGGAUCCCCGUGGUAUCCCAAACAAUCUCAUGCCGUUUGUGCAGCAAGUUGCUGUUGGCAGGCGUCAAGCCCUGACGGUGUUUGGAACUGACUAUAAUACCAAGGAUGGUACUGGGGUUCGUGAUUAUAUUCAUGUAGUUGAUUUAGCAGAUGGGCACAUUGCUGCCUUGCACAAGUUAGAUGAGGAUAAGAUAGGUUGCGAGGUGUACAAUUUAGGAACAGGUAAAGGAACAUCGGUCUUGGAGAUGGUUGCAGCAUUUGAAAGUGCAUCUGGAAAGAAAAUUCCUCUUGUCACAUCUGGGAGGCGUCCCGGUGAUGCAGAAGUUGUCUAUGCAUCAACAGAAAAGGCAGAGAGGGAACUCAACUGGAAGGCGCAAUAUAGCAUUGAUGACAUGUGCCGGGACCAGUGGAACUGGGCUAGCAAAAAUCCAUUUGGCUAUGAUACCUCAGAUUCUACCACCUGAAAGCUGAUAGUUUGAUAUGCUUUAUAUUUUAGUUUAGUGUUUAUCAACAGUGGAACUAGACUAGCAAAAAAACCUUUUAGCUUAUGGACAUGCAGACUGAAAAGCUGAUAGUUUCAUAUGCUUUAUAUUUAGGUUUAGUGGUCAACUCUCACCCUCGGUGUAAAGCUUUUAGUGGCCUAGCAGAGAUUAGGUCUUCCUCCUGAGUUUUGUUGGCAGAUUUUAAGCUGUUAGUCAUUGUGGUGUUGUGAUUCUGGCCAAUUAAUGUCAUCUUUUCAUCUUUACUUAAAAUCAAAGUUUUAGUAGUACAGUUCUAACCAAUUGCUGUUACUUGUGCUAUCCUACAUGUACUUUGAAUCAUAAGAUUAUGAGAUCAGAUUGCUUUUGCUGUUUUA